AUGAUUGCCCCUCCGUUCAACUUUCGGCAGUGGAUAGAAGAUAACAAGGAGCUUUUAAAGCCACCUGUGGGUAACAAAUGUUUGUUCAGAACUGGUGGUUAUUUUAUCAUGGUCGUAGGCGGACCGAAUGAACGUGCUGACUUCCACUAUCAGCCGACAGAAGAGCUCUUCUAUCAGGUGCAAGGCUCUGUGUUUCUUCGGGUAAUAGACGAAGGCAAGUUUCGUUGCAUCGAAGUUAAGGAGGGAGAAUUCUUUAUGCUACCGCGUAUGUACAAUCUAUGA
This is a messenger RNA of Malassezia sympodialis ATCC 42132, 282 nucleotides long. It is a transcript of the gene BNA1, whose product is annotated as 3-hydroxyanthranilate 3,4-dioxygenase. The record is from RefSeq and is a predicted model, not a curated record. Gene Ontology annotation, molecular function: 3-hydroxyanthranilate 3,4-dioxygenase activity; iron ion binding. Gene Ontology annotation, biological process: quinolinate metabolic process; 'de novo' NAD+ biosynthetic process from L-tryptophan. NCBI's taxonomy places the organism in Eukaryota, Fungi, Basidiomycota, Malasseziomycetes, Malasseziales, Malasseziaceae. Gene Ontology annotation, cellular component: cytoplasm.